GGAUCUCCCGGGUAUAUGGAUCAUUCUAUGCGGCUCUUUUGGUCCGCAUUUUUUGUUUGCUGUCGGCAUAUGAUCUCAUCCGCGUCUAUCGCGUUGUACGUGAUGAUGGGCCAAGCGCAACGACAGACAUUUCCCUUAUUGGUUAGCAGAUACGAAUACACCAAUUAAAAUGCGUUGCUCGUUAACCUUAAUCCGACGAUCAUCCCAGCCAUAAUAAGCUGACAUGCAGUUACGACAUACCUUUCUCUGAACCUCACGCGAUGUUUCUCAUCCUCCAAAAAUCGUCAUGGAGGACCGCUCGAUGGUAUCGAAGCGAAGGUCAAACCCCAAAGUCAAAACAGGCUGUCUGACGUGCAAGGUCCGACGAGUCAAAUGCGGUGAAGAGAAGCCAUCGUGUUUCCGCUGUUUAAAGCUUGGUGUUGAUUGCGACGGUUAUGCCUCUCCAGAGUCACUACUGAAGAAGCAUCGAUUAGCACCGUCAAGACGAGAUUUGCUACCAAAAUCAAUCCUAGCAGCUCCCAUCCCCACAGCGUUCGCAAGGUCGCCAUUUGAAAAUGCAGAAGAGUACCGAUAUUUCGACCUCUUUUGCGCCCGCACGGCCUUCGAGAUCUUCCCGGAAUCUGACUCCGGUACGACUCGACGGAUGAUGCUGCAGUCGUGUCACACGAAUCCAGCUAUCCGACAUGCCUUGAUUGCCAUCGGUGCACUGGACAAAACAUCCGAGACGGCAAGGGAUUUUCGGAAACUUUCCGUUGAUGCCUCAGAUGGCAUUCCCACCUCCAGUGAACACCAUCGCACCGCUCUACGUCAGUACACGAAAGCCGUGAGCUUAAUGCGCACAUCGAUCCAGCCGAUGGAUCUGAAAACGACUCUUCUGAAUUGUCUCCUGAUCUUAUGUUUCGAGGCUUGGAAUGGAAAUCUCAACCUCGCCGUCCAGCAAGUUCAGACGGGUAUCCGUUUGAUUCUCGAAUGGAAGGCCAACUCGGAAAAGCCUCAAAGCGAGCCAAGCUACAGUUCUGUGGGACCAAAUUUCGUGGAAGAUGACCUCGUUCAGAUAUUCUGUCGACUAGCCAUCCAGGUCUGCUUCUUUGCUAGCGAUCGCUCGUUGGACUGUAGGGCUAUCAUUCGCGCCGAAGGCACAGAGUUCACAGCCACUAUGCCCACAGCCUUCACAUCGCUCAAAGAAGCAACUCUUUACCACCAAGGGAUUUUGCGACGCGGCAUGAAUUUCGCGUCAUCGCAAAGAAGAUACGAGAAAUUCAAACCAUCAGAUAUCACCACCGAGCUCUACGAUGAAUGGCAAGCUCAUGUAGCAGCUUUCGAUAAAUGGCUCGCAGCAUAUGGAUCUCUCCCAAGUGUGGUUCGGGAGCAAGGAGAUCCAAAUAACCACACCAUGGUAAGAAAAGCUAAGACGCUGGAACUCACCAUGAAAGCCGCAUACAUCAGUCUCUCGUGCUGUCUUACUCUCGACCAAAUGGCCUAUGACGAUUUCAACUCCAUGUACGAAGAAGUUAUCGAACUCUGCCAAGAUGUCCUGAACGACACACGACUUCCAUCCACAUCCCGGACAACAGCAUACUGUUUUGACUCACGUCUCAUCCUACCUCUCUAUUUCAUCGGUUUGCAAUGCAGAGAGCGCACGCUACGGAGAAGGGCAAUCAAUGUAUUGUUGGAUUGGCCAAAACGAGAGGGUGUCUGGGACACGGCGUUUGCGGCGAAGGUCGGACAGUGGGCUAUGUAUGUGGAGGAGAAGCAUCUCGAGGGAGAUUUUGUUCCUGCGUGGGCAAGGAUCCAGACUGUUAAAUGGACGAGUGACUUGGAGAAGAGAACUGCAUUGUUAUUUUGUAGGCAGAGGAAGUCUGCGAAAUCUGAGGAAAUGGUCCCACGGCGGAAGAUGAUCUCUUGGUAGGAUGUGAGAGGGUCAUCAAUAUCUUCAUAUGGUACGACAAUCAUGGACUGGAGGAACGUCGAUAUAGGAUUUUCCUAGCAUUGGAAAACUUCUACCCUAUCACAUUUUAGUCAUUCCAGGCGCUGAAGUACUACCAGCAACACCCCCGCUUCGAUCAGCACCCACUCCAAUCAAGCGUCACAAUCAUCAAAACCAUACGCCUCAUCCAGACCACCAAUCAUGACACACUUCCCACCCGUCUCACCACAGUCAACAGCCUCCCUCGGCGGAAACGGAUACGUUCCCCUAGCCACGCAAGUGUAUCUAGUAUUCUCGUCACAGUCUCCUAUAAAGAUUGGACGAUUUGGAUUGAACAUCCCUGGAAUGGAUCUCGAGCCGCAGAAAUAUCCUCGUUGCUCGGUCAUACAUAGACAUGGCUUUUUGCUUGAGAAGGAUAGUAAGGUUGCUGAAGUCUUGGUUGCGAGCGGGUUUGCGAGGACGGUGAUGCUAGAAAGGAGGAGGGAGAUGUGGAGAAGGUCUCGAGCGUGCAUGAUUAUGGCGAGAGUUUGAGUUCGGCUUGGAGCUUGCAGAUUUGGAUAUCGGGACUUUUGUCUUCACUCCCUAGCUGAGAAAGAGUAAAAGUGGAAGGAUAGAUUGGAACCUGUUCAGCUGUAUGCGACGUAAGAUAUCCAUUGGACCAUCGACCAUUUUCAAGAGGGGAUCCCAAAUCUUUAUGCUCCUGAGAUAGAAAGUACAAGUAUCUUCGAAGCAAGAAGUCAGCUGUCUGUACGACUUUCUCGUGGAACUCCAGCAUUACGAUCUACAACAUCGUACAACGUCCGUGCUCAAAUUUCGUCAGCGGUGUAGCACCAUGUCACAGCAUGUAGGCUGUAUUCCCCGAUAAAUGCCCCCUCCUCGCAAUUCGAAAAUAUUCAAAUCAUCGUGAUGCUCUUUCUGACCGACUGCAAUCCCUAGCCAUCCGUGCGAACAUCUUUGUGUCAGCACGACAAUCCAUCUCAAAAUUUCAAGAAUCGUCGGGUGUUCUAUAUUUGCUGUUUUCAUCACACUUCUCCCAUUCUCACUACUAUUAAAGGUUGAUAUAUCGCAAUGAGAGUAAGAAAUCGUGACUUGCUUACUGAUGGUAUUUGGACUUUACCAUUUUGGGGAGAGCGGAGGACAAUCUUCCGUUCCACAGCGACUAGCCAGGUUUGAUGUGCGGAGAGAAGCCUUCCGUGGGACCCUUCGAUUGGUGAUACUGAGAGGCAUGGAAAUCAAGCCGAGGUUUGUCUUGUUCUGGCUGGGUGCUCGGGGAGGAGUUUUGAUUUCGGCAGCCGGCUUAGGUACGUGGUUUGAGAGAACGCCUCCUCAGCCAAAGCAAAAUCACGUGAUCACCAGCCCAAGGUAGGUAUGAGAAGAGCUGUCGUCGCUGUACCAGCAACAGCUAUUAUUGGAAUUCUCUGGGCGUCAUUCCAUUUGAACCUUGUACAUAAUCAGC
Messenger RNA from Cadophora gregata, 3383 nucleotides. RefSeq lists its product as uncharacterized. Lineage: Eukaryota; Fungi; Ascomycota; Leotiomycetes; Helotiales; Ploettnerulaceae. The transcript is spliced from 2 exons. The coding region runs from base 287 to 1909 and encodes 540 amino acids. Gene Ontology annotation, biological process: regulation of DNA-templated transcription. Gene Ontology annotation, molecular function: zinc ion binding; DNA-binding transcription factor activity, RNA polymerase II-specific. The record is from RefSeq and is a predicted model, not a curated record.